UGCGCAGUAUCAGUGCUCAGUUGUUAACAUACAUAACACAAGUGUCAGGAGCGUUUUCUUUCCUCUUCUCUUUUUUUUUUUAACUGGUCCAGAAUGAGUGAGUGGGAUACUGGAUCAUCUUCAAAAGAUGGUCAAGGAAGUGAGGAUACAAGAUAUCGACAAAGUGAUACGACGAAUUCAGAUUACGAAUGUAAUAUUUGUUUAGACUCUGCACGAGAUGCCGUGGUCAGUAAAUGUGGCCAUUUAUUCUGCUGGCCUUGUCUCCAUCAAUGGCUUGAAACUUGUUCUCAUAGAAAAGUUUGCCCUGUUUGCAAAGCUGGUAUCAGUAGAGAUAAAGUGAUUCCAAUUUAUGGUAAAGGAAGUAAUGAUAAAAAAGACCCACGGAAUAAAAUGCCACCGCGUCCACCUGGCCAAAGAACAGAACCAGAAAACCAAAGUGCAUUUUCAAACUUUGGAUUUGGAGAAGGCAAUUUUCAUAUGACUUUUGGAAUUGGUGCUUUUCCUUUGGGAUUUUUUGCAUCAACAUUUAAUUGGAGUGAUGUCAGACCUGGCCCACCUCCGACAGGGUCUCCUCACCAUGAAGAAGAACAGAUCUUAUCGAAGGUUUUUCUUGGCCUGGCUAUUGUUUUCAUUUUUUGGUUACUUAUAGCCUGACCAAAACCUUCUGCAAUUCUUGUCAUGAAAAACAACUUAACCCAUCUAAGUUCUUAUAUUUUACAAUGGAUUUCAAUACAGAUGUUUAAAAGCCAUCUGUACGAUGGUAUAUGAGGAAAUUAGAACUCACAUGAAAUGUCUCAGAAAAUAUUUCAAUGAGAAAAGUUUCUUUUCUCGUAUUUUUUAUUACAAUGGUAUUAAAUUUCUUCCUUCCCUUUAGGAAUAUUUUAAAGAAAAAAGAUACAUAUAAAGCAGAAUUGAAAUUUCCUUUGAAAUUAUAUUUUUAUCUGUGAUAUUGGAGUUUAUAUUUAAAUUUUGUUCAUUUGGUUUAAUUUUGAAUCGUUGUACUAUUUAGAAAUAGCUAGAGAUAUGUGAUAAACUGGGCAAAGGAUAAAAAAAAAAAGCAUUCAUAACAGUUCACGCUAUUGAAAUGAUUUUGUUCCUGAAGAAAAUAUUUGUAUCAUUUGUUACUAAGUUAUUUGCUUCUUUUCAUUCAAAGUUUUUGUUUUCUUUAUUUUUGAUUUUUUUUCUCCCUCACCCCCUACUGUUACUUUCUGAUUGCUUUGCAAAAUAUUUCAUAUUAUUCUUAGAUUACUUUUGAUGUUUCCAUUUUAAAAACUAACAAUGAUUCCUUCAUAAUAUCACUUCUUUAGGUAUUUAUAUUUAUGAAUGCAAGAAUAUUAGCACAGUAUAUUUCUUCCAAACAUUAAAAGUUUGUACGAAAAAAAUUACAUUAAAUUUGAUUAUCUCAGUGUAUGUGUGCCUGGGCAAGUGUGAUUAUGUAUGUUGGUCAUCAAAAGUUAAAUACCUUAUAGCAUCAUGUCAGAAAGAAUUGAUGUGAUUAUCAGCUGUUUGAAAUAACAAUGAUUUGAAGUUAAUAUUCAAUAUUGAUUUUAAAAUUUGGUCAGUUCUUUAUAUGCCUUUCUUAAUAGUAUUUAGAUGAUUCUCACUAAUUUUAACGAGAAAAAAAAAAGAUUCAAAGUACUUUGUACAUUCUUAUUUAAAGACUAAUUCUGUGAAUCUAUUUUUUAAACACUUGUAGGAAUAAAUUUCUAAUUUUUUCUGUAUUAAACUUUUGUUUUGUUGAUAUUAAAGCAAUUUAAGUUAAUCAGAGGUUCUGUACCUAAUUUAUGCAACAUUAACAUCAGUAUAAUAGCUUAUUUGUUUAAUCAAAAUAUUUCAUUAGUAUCCACCCAGCGAAAAAGGUAAGUUUAUAAAGAUUCAUUUUGUGGCAAAACUAUUUCACCUCCACCCCCUUUUUGCAUAUAUGACUGAAGUAGACAUAUUGUUGGACCAUGUCAUUUUAAAAUAGGCUUUUUUAUCUUAUGGAUAUAUAUGGAAUUACAAAUUAAAAGCAGUUUUAGUAAUGUAAACAUUUAAGUCGCACAUACGAAGUGUGUUCUGUUUAAACACCCGUUUGUGUGAGACAGCAUCCAGGGAAAGCUCCAAACAUAAUGCUGUGUGUUGGUGUUUGUUAACAUUCAGUAUUAUGUAGGGAACUCUCCCUGCACACUAUCCCGCAGUAAAUGGGUGUUUCAACAAAACACAUGUACCAAGGACAACGAUGGUGUCCAUCAUCUCUGCAGACCAUUCAUGAAUGUUGACAAUGAUGUGCUUUCUUUGGUUUGAACAUCUAAGGGGGAAAUGUGGACAGGAGAAAUGCAGCUAACUAGUUCAGGAGAGUAAAAGCAUUAUAGUAACAGUUGUAGUGCUGUGAAUUAAUAAUUGAGUCAUCCUUGUCAGUAACUAUCUAGAGCUGAAAUAUUUCCUGACUCCUAAGGAAGAGUUUAUUGUGAAUACAGUUUUUGUAUGGUUAAACUUAUGAGAUCAGAAAGUGUAAUAUUUGUAGUAACUGGUUUUUUUCGAUUUUUAUGACAAGAUAAUGUGAAGUUUGGUGUCUGGCAGUAGUAUUAGUGCUGGAGAAAAAACUGUCCUCAUUGAAUUGUUUCGAAGUCUCUCUCUGUGUGAAGGCCAUGUAGAUCUGGCAUGAAUGAUGCAUGUGCACAUGAUUCAGAUCUGAAGGUGGUGUCAACUGCAUAGGAGUGUGUUGUUAGAGAUGAUAGCAAGUAUGAAUCAGAAAUCCUCCUAGACAUGUUAUAAUAAUGCAGGUUCACGGGAAACUAGAGCAUCAAGAGACAAAAUGUAUUUCCAUCAGUAGGUGACUUUCGCUUGGAGGUUUUCGUGCUGGGCAUAAUCAAAGGCUUCACUAGUGCCGCAUUACUUUCCUUUCUAGUAUUACUCACUGUUUAUUUUUUUAGUGUCAACCAAAUUUUCUAUUUCUUUCAUCUUAAGUCUCUCAAUCUGUUGUUAAUUUUAAUAUAUUAUUUAUGUAUUGAUUGAUACAUAGCCAAAGAGUUGUAUAUUGCAUUAUCUACAUUUCAGCUCAGAUUAAAUUUAACGAAAAGAAGAUAUUUCUCGACUGCUGUUGGCAGUCACAUCAGCAACUUUUUAUAGCCUAGUAAAUAAAAGAACCAGGUUGACUAUAUAUUAAUAUACAUACAGCUGCAGCUAUGUAUCCAUCAACAAACUCAAGUCUUUAAAUGUAGGGGACCAUAUUUCAAAUCCUAAUUCUUUCUUGUCAUACCAUCUUUAUAGGAAGGUCGAAUCUAAAAGCAUUGUACAUUUCUGAAAAUCAGUUACCUGUGUGACAGAGUUCUGCUCAAGCAGAUGAUUAGGAUUAUUGAAUUUUGAUUCCAUCCUCCAGAGAGGACAUGGUUUUGCCUCAUAACAAAUAUUGUUUACACCAUCUGAUGGGUUAUAUUUUCUCAAUUUCAUUUGAAGUAUGCAAUCUCUAAAUCACAAGAAGACCAAGUUUCUUUAAUGGAUUAAAGAUACAUUUUAAAUUA
Messenger RNA from Octopus bimaculoides (California two-spot octopus), 3500 nucleotides. Its product is annotated as E3 ubiquitin-protein ligase RNF185. Gene Ontology annotation, molecular function: ubiquitin protein ligase activity. Gene Ontology annotation, biological process: ubiquitin-dependent protein catabolic process. Lineage: Eukaryota; Metazoa; Mollusca; Cephalopoda; Octopoda; Octopodidae. Gene Ontology annotation, cellular component: endoplasmic reticulum. The record is from RefSeq and is a predicted model, not a curated record.